CGGGGAUGUUUUCUGAAACCAGACGAGGCCCCCUUGGCCUGAAGAAAGGGUUUUUGUGCUCUUCCUCUUCCCUUGAAGGGGGUCCAGGGAGGAAUAUGCUUCCCAGGGAAAGCAGCAAUAGCUUUGUGCGCACAGAGCAACCACCCCGUCUACCCAGGACCCGUCCGAGAGCGGUUGCUACCUGCUGUUCUCGGCUGCGAACGCGACUGCACCAUCCUUCUUGCUCGGCUCCGGAAGGCGCCCCGGAAGCCAUGGAGGCGCUGGUCCUGGCCGGAUACAGCGCGCAGAAAGAGGACGAGCUGAGCCUGGCGCCCGGGGACGUGGUCCGGCAGGUGUGCAAGGGGCCCGCACGGGGCUGGCUGCGUGGAGAGCUUGGGGGCCGUUGUGGCCUCUUCCCCGAGUGCCUGGUGCAGCAGAUCCCUGAGACUCUCCGCGGUUCGGGGGAGGCGCCGAGACCGCGCUGUGCGCGCCGCCGAGGUCACCCCGUCGAAUCUCCAGGCCCCCAAAGAUGGUGCAAAGUGAACUUCAGCUACAGCCCGGAGCAGGCGGACGAGCUGAAACUGCAAGCUGGGGAGAUUGUGGAAGUGAUAAAGGAGAUUGAGGACGGCUGGUGGCUGGGGAAGAAGAACGGGCAGCUGGGAGCCUUCCCGUCCAACUUUGUGGAGUUGCUGGACAGUGGACCCCCAAGCCUUGGUAACCCAGACAUGCCUUCAAUCAGCCUUGGUCCCCAGCGGCCUCCCAAGCUGAGCAGCAUGAACUAUGACAGCCCUCCAGACUACCUGCGGACAGUCUCCCACCCUGAGACCUACAGGGUCCUGUUUGACUACCAUCCCGAGGCCCCAGACGAGUUGGCGCUGCGGAGGGGGGACGAGGUGAAAGUACUGAGGAAGACCACAGAGGAUAAGGGCUGGUGGGAAGGAGAGUCUCAAGGCAGAAGAGGACUUUUCCCAGAUAACUUUGUGCUCCCACCACCCCCGAUCAAGAAGCUGGUCGCACGGAAAGUGGCAUCCCGGGAAUCAGAACAUGAGCUCAUUCUGGCUGCUGUGGGGAGAGCACACCCUAGGCAGGGUGGGUGCAGCCCAAGCCCAGCUCCUAUUAAGGAACCCAAAAAGAUGAUGCCCAGAACAGCCCUCCCUACGGUCAAGAAGCUGGUGACAGCCCCGACUGGGCCAAGCAAAGCCAAGCCAUCUUGGACACCCAGCGGAGACAGUCAGAAGCGCCCUUCCCGAAACUCCAGCUCCAGCAGCAGUUUCCUCGGUGGGUGUCCAGGCCAGAGUGGCAGAAAGCGAGCCAAAACCCAGCCUUCACAGCAACGCUCUGCAGCCAGUCGGGGCGAAGAGCGGAGCAGCCUUACAAAGGCCCCUCGUGUGAAUAAAACCCCAACUCUGGACAAGACCCCCAGCCUAGAGAAGACCCCAUCUCCAGAUAAGGCCCCCAGUCCAGAGAAGACCCCGUCUCUGGAUAAGGCCGGCAGCCCAGAGAAGACCUCAUCUCUGGACAAUGCCCGCAGCCCAGAGAAGACCUUGUCUCCAGAUAAGGCCCCCACUCCAGAGGAAUCCCUAACUCCAGAUAAGGUCCCUAUCCUAGAGGAGACCCCAACUCUGGAGGACAAAGCCCCCAGACCAGACAGGGUCUUUUCUGUGCAUGAGGCACCGGUCCCAGAAGUCCCACCUGGUCCAAAGAUGGCCCCUCCUGGGGACGAGGCCCACACCCUAGGAAAGGUCUUGACCACCAAACAGGUGCUCUCUGAAGAGGCCUCCACCCGAGACAACACUCAGUUCCAUCACUUCUCUCCGGAGGAAGCCCUGCUAAACGCCAGGUCUCUUGAGGCCAGUGAGGCUCAGUCCCAAGAGGAGGUUCACAUGCCAGGGGAGCACCCCCUCUGCAUGGCGAAACGUCCCCUGGAUAAGAGGGACAGCUCCCCUCUCCAGUCCGAGCCCAAGUCCAAGUCAGGGUCCAUGCCUGCCCUUGAGAAGGCCGACCCCCAGGAAGAGGCUACCACUCUCCUGGAGGAGGCACCAGCGAAGGAUGAGGCCACCCCCAAAGAGGAGGUGCCCCCCGAAGAGGUAUCCCCUGCUCAGAAGAAUCCACAUCCUAUCAUGCUGACUCCAGAGCCCCAAAUGACUCCCACCCUCCACUCCUUGGUCCCGCAAAAUCUCACAGAUAGCAAAAGUGACAGAGACGACAUGGUGAGGAUAAAGGACGAGGUGGAGGCUUUAAGGAGGUCGCUGGAGCUGAUGGGGGUGCAGCUGGAAAAGAAGCUAACUGACAUCUGGGAGGAGCUGAAGAGCGAGAGGGAGAAGCGCACGUUGCUGGAGAUGACGCGGAGGACCCAGGAGUCCCGGAACCUGGGCUCCAUCCACGCGCAGACGCAGACGCACUGAGGGGUGGGCCCGGGAGGGACUACGGCGGGACCUGGAGCGAAGUCGGGCUCCGGCCACCCACGUCCUUGCACACGAUUUCGGGAAACGCAAGAAAGUAAACUCUGCCAUGUACGCGC
Molecule: messenger RNA, 2500 nt
Organism: Balaenoptera ricei (Rice's whale)
Lineage: Eukaryota; Metazoa; Chordata; Mammalia; Artiodactyla; Balaenopteridae
Gene: MNMIP1
Product: SH3 domain containing 21
Exons: 18
Coding region: 6-2384 (792 amino acids)
Molecular function (GO): protein binding
Source: RefSeq, a predicted model, not a curated record